This is a messenger RNA of Symbiodinium pilosum, 756 nucleotides long. NCBI's taxonomy places the organism in Eukaryota, Dinophyceae, Suessiales, Symbiodiniaceae. The record is from the annotation of a GenBank genome assembly.
AUGAACCCAGGUUCGAACGCAAAGCCGUUCUUCCUGCUGAUGCCGAAUUACUUCUGUGCCAAGGAUUUUUACGACGAUGCAUUGGCCUCCUCUAAGUCGGUGCUAUACCUUUGCCCCCGCAAGCGAUACUUCUACUGGACGCCCAAGGGCCUCCGGAAGCGUUCCAAGGUCGACGUGGAGAGCUGCCCAGAAGUUGCCAGCCUUGAGACACCGGGGAUGGCGGAUUACUUGGAUGACAUUGAUGAAGAGACCAAGCUCAAGGUCGCAGCAGAAGCUGGCUACCCUCAGAGCAUCUUUGAGAAGCCAAAGAAGGGGCUUGAUGAGGCUGCCAUCCGCGCCGCUGCGGCAGAGGAUUGGUUCAGCACCAAGGCCCCAGCGCCCCGAGGCCGGGAGACGGAACCGGUGCCGGAGCCAGCAGAGGAGGCGCCUCUUCGCAAAGAUGGUGGCAACGUCCUGAAAUGCCUGGAGGGGCUUGACUGGGAGCUGAUCGAAGACGAGGAGAGCCUGGCGGUCAAUGUGACUUUCAGUGACAGCCUUUGGUUCCGCCUUUGUGGGGUCACAGGCUACUCCGCCUUCAAGGAGGCUGUCAGCUUCGAACUUGCGGAGCAGCAGCUGCGGGUACUGCAUGCGGGCUCUGUUGUACUGGACCUUCAAUUGCCCAGUCCAGUCGAUGCCCCGGGGGCUUCUGCGAGCGUCAGCAGCCGCAAGAUGCGUGUUGCUGUCAAGGCCCGGAAGCUCUCGAAGAAGUCUUCCUGA